Messenger RNA from Thrips palmi, 1604 nucleotides. Its product is annotated as serine/threonine-protein phosphatase 5-like. Gene Ontology annotation, cellular component: nucleus; cytosol. Gene Ontology annotation, molecular function: protein serine/threonine phosphatase activity; protein binding. The record is from RefSeq and is a predicted model, not a curated record. NCBI's taxonomy places the organism in Eukaryota, Metazoa, Arthropoda, Insecta, Thysanoptera, Thripidae. The transcript is spliced from 11 exons. The coding region runs from base 115 to 1578 and encodes 487 amino acids.
AACGUGGGCCGCGGUAAAGUUUUCCACAUUCAUCCCAAUUACCCUAUAAAUGUGCAACUCCUGUUCAGCGCGCCCCUAUUUCUACGGACUCUGACAAUUUUAGAAACUUGUAACAUGAGCACCGAUGAAGAGACAAAGCCUGAAAUAUCUCCUGAAGAUGUCGCCAAAGCCGACCAAUUCAAAGAACAGGCGAACGUUUUCUUUAAAAAACAAGACUAUGAACAAGCUAUAAAUUUAUAUACUAAAGCAAUUGAACUGAACUCAAAUAAUGCAAUUUACUAUGGCAAUAGAAGUAUGGCGUACUUGCGUACAGAGUGCUUUGGGGCAGCCUUGCGAGAUGCCACCAAAGCAAUCGCUGCUGAUCGUGACUACGUUAAAGGCUACUAUAGACGAGCUGAGGCUUACAUGUCCUUAGGAAAAUUUAAGCUGGCUCUAAGUGACUAUCAGGCUGUGGCAACUGUGCGUCCUAAUGAUGCGGAGGCCAAACGUAAAGCUGUGGAGUGCAGCAAAAUUGUGAAGAAAGUUGCAUUUGAAAAGGCUAUUUCUGUAGAAACAAAAAGUAUAGCAGAUUCAAUUGACUUUGAGAGCAUGGUUCUUGAAGGAGAUUAUACUGGUCCUACGUUAGAGGAUGGCAAAGUUACUCUUGAAUUCAUGAAGGAACUUAUGGACACAUACAAGAAACAGGGCAAGCUUCACCGUAAAUAUGCUUACAAAAUUUUGUUUGAUGUGAAGCAAAUGUUCACUAAGCAACCAACUUUGAUUGAGGUCCCAAUUCCUGACGAUUCUAAGUUCACAGUUUGUGGCGAUAUUCAUGGGCAAUUCUAUGACCUAAUGAAUAUUUUUGAACUUAAUGGUCUACCCUCAGAAACAAACCCCUACUUAUUUAAUGGAGACUUUGUGGACCGGGGCUCUUUCUCUGUUGAAUGUAUUUUCACAUUAUUUGGAUUUAAGCUUCUAUAUCCUGAUCAUUUCUUCAUGGCAAGAGGGAACCACGAGAGCCACAAUAUGAAUCAAAUGUAUGGUUUUGAAGGUGAAGUGAAAGCAAAGUAUACCAAUCAAAUGUCACAGCUGUUUACUGAAGUUUAUAAUUGGUUGCCUCUUGCUCAUCUGCUGAACAACAAAGUUCUUGUUAUGCAUGGUGGUCUUUUCACAAAAGAUGAUGUGACUCUAGAUGACAUUAGAAAAAUUGACAGAAACAGGGAACCACCAGAAGAUGGUCUUAUGUGCGAGCUGCUGUGGUCUGAUCCACAGCCUCAAAAUGGCAGAGAAUCAAGUAAGCGAGGAGUUGGUGUCCAGUUUGGACCUGAUGUCACUCACAACUUCCUCAAAAGAAACAAUUUGGAGUACAUUAUCAGGAGUCAUGAGGUUAAAAGUGCUGGAUAUGAAAUUGCACAUGAGGGCAAAUGUAUAACUAUUUUUUCUGCUCCAAAUUACUGUGAUACUAUGGGUAACAAGGGUGCUUACAUAACACUUAAAGGAAAUGACAUGAGCCCGAAAUUUACAACUUAUGAGGCAGUGCCUCAUCCAGAUGUAAAGCCCAUGAUGUAUGCAAAUUCCUUGCUCAGUAUGAUGCCAUAAUAAAGCUGCUAAAAUCCAUCCAGCAA